UACCAGAAUAACUGCGGACCAUUCCAUUCAAUAUGUCGAAUAAGCCACGCAGGAGUAGAUCAUUGCCAUCAAAUGAGUCAACUUGUUCUGAGAUGCAGCUUUCAAUGCUAUAGGUGUGAUAUUGAUCGGCCAGUAGUUACUGACUUCAGUUUUCGGGCCAGAUUUGUGUUUAGGCAUAUUAAAUGUUGUUUUCCAUAUAUCAAA
Molecule: messenger RNA, 204 nt
Organism: Trichobilharzia regenti
Lineage: Eukaryota; Metazoa; Platyhelminthes; Trematoda; Strigeidida; Schistosomatidae
Source: the annotation of a GenBank genome assembly